Messenger RNA from Paramecium sonneborni, 188 nucleotides. Lineage: Eukaryota; Ciliophora; Oligohymenophorea; Peniculida; Parameciidae. The record is from the annotation of a GenBank genome assembly.
UAUGCUAAGAAAAUUUGCAGUAAUUAUUUAUCAAUAAUAUUAUAAAGGGUGUAAUGUUUGAUAAAUUAGUUUCUAAUUCUAAAAAAUAUAAAGGAUCACUUUGGGAACAAAAAAAAAAUGAAAGUUCAGAAUUUUAUGAUUGGUUAAAUUAAAAAUUUAUGUAAUAUGAAGAUAAAUUGAAAAAAUGA